This is a messenger RNA of Salvelinus fontinalis (brook trout), 7013 nucleotides long. RefSeq names its product ubiquitin associated and SH3 domain containing Ba (gene ubash3ba). The record is from RefSeq and is a predicted model, not a curated record. The transcript is spliced from 13 exons. Bases 466 to 2397 code for a protein of 643 amino acids. Lineage: Eukaryota; Metazoa; Chordata; Actinopteri; Salmoniformes; Salmonidae. Gene Ontology annotation, molecular function: protein binding.
UGGCCCGACGCUCACUCAAAAUCCAUUCAUAAAUAAGACAUUUGAGGCAUAGUUACAUUAGAUAAAUAAUUUCAGGACAUAAAUGUGUUAACGUUUUUAGCGAACAAUUGCAAGAAACUCGCAGCAAAAAUAGUUUACAUCCUAGUCAGCGCAUUCGACUCGGCGACGUUGUGAGAGCAAAAGUGACUUCCGACUAGUGACCCCCCUUCUGCAGCUAUGGUUAUGACUUUAUCUGCGUUUCACCAGGAAGCUGCUUAGUUCAUUCUGUGUUCAGAACAUUUGUCUACAGAACCUCUUGUUCGCUUUAUUCCAAGGGAUUGUCGUUCAUGUGUAGCCAAAUCUAGUCUAAUUCCGUUUAGCACAAAUUAUCCGCUGUUUUCAAUGUCUGCCUGUCCGCCUCCAUCUUUCCGGUUUUACUGAAAGUAAGUGAAACCGAGGACUGAAAUACCAAUGGAACGGUGAGUUAUGAUGGCAGCUAAAGAAGAGCUUUACACCAAAGUCACCCCGCGGAGGCAGCGCCAGAAUCGAUCGGGCACUGUAAAACAUGGGUCAAGUCUGGACGUGCUGCUGUCGAUGGGAUUCCCCAAGACCAGGGCGCUAAAAGCUCUGGUGUCUACGGGAGGCAGAAAUGUGCAGGCAGCCUGUGAUUGGUUGUUCUCUCAUGUGGACGACCCAUUUCUGGACGACCCUCUCCCCAGGGAGUAUGUGUUGUACCUGCGCCCCAGCGGCCCCCUGCUCCACCAGCUCAGCACUUUCUGGCAGCAGUCACGGGUCACCUGCGGCAAGAACAAGGCCCACAACAUCUUCCCGCACAUCACCCUCUGCCAGUUCUUCAUGUGUGCGGACGGUAAGGUGGAGGCACUGAGUGAGGCCCUACAAGCUACAGUGGGGUCGUGGAGGGGUCGUUUCCCUACCCCUCUCCCCCUGGAGCUCUACACCUCUUCCAACUUCAUAGGCCUCUUUGUGGAGGAGCAGGUGGCAGAAGUGCUCAAGGACUUUGCCGCUGACUUCGCUACGGAGGCGGCUACUAAAGCAGAUGUGCACGUGGAGCCCCAUAAGAAGCAGCUCCAUGUGACCCUGGCCUACCACUUCCAGACCAAUCACCUGGCUGCCUUGGAGAAGCUGGCCAAGGGAGUGGACGUGUCGCUGGGCUGCGAUUGGCUGGCCGUGCUCUUCUCCCGGGACAUCCGAUUUGCCAACCACGAGACGCUGCGGGUGAUGUACCCAUACGUGCCCCAGAACGAGGACGAGCUAGAGCUUGCGCCUGGCGACUUUAUCUUCAUGACCCCCGUGGAGCAGGGUAGUGCCAGCGAGGGCUGGGUCUAUGGCACCUCUCUGGGCACUGGGCUACCUGGACUGCUGCCUGAGAACUAUGUCAGGCGGGCAGAUGAGUGUGACACCUGGGUAUUCCAUGGAUCUCACUCUUUCAGCAACCCAGCCUCCCCGUCCAACGCUGGCGGUGCAGUGGGCGGCCUGUUAUUUGAUGGACAGCUGGACGGACGUUUUCUUGACGACCCUGGAGAUCCAUCCAGCCUCACUGUCCUCUGUCCACCUGUCCAGAUGCUGAGGCCCACCACUCAGUCAUGUCUUCCCAAGAGGAGUCUGUUUGUGUGUCGCCAUGGUGAGAGGAUGGAUGUAGUGUUUGGGAAACACUGGAUCACUCAGUGCUUUGAUGCUAAAGGCCGAUAUGUUCGCUCCAACCUCAACAUGCCGUCUAGUUUGCCAACGAGGAGUGGAGGCUUCCGAGACUACGACAAAGACUGUCCAAUCACAGUGUUCGGCUCCACUCAGGCCCGCCUUGUGGGUGAAGCCCUGUUGGAGAGCCAAGCGGUGAUAGAUUUUGUGUACUGUUCUCCCUCGCUACGCUGUGUCCAGACUGCCCACAACAUCCUCAGAGGCCUGCAGCAGGAGGGGAAGACUAAGAUCCGUAUAGAGCCUGGUCUGUUUGAGUGGACCAAGUGGGUGUCUGGCACCUCUCUCCCUGCCUGGAUCCCGCCCACUGACAUGGCUGCUGCUAGCCUGUGUGUGGACACAACCUACAGACCUCAUAUUCCCAUCAGCAAGCUUGGCGUGUCAGAGUCCUAUGACACCUACAUCAGCCGGAGCUUCCAGGUCACCAGGGAGAUUCUGACAGAGUGCAAAAACCUGGGAAACACUGUGCUGAUCGUGGCCCAUGCUUCCUCCCUGGAGGCAUGUACUCGCCAGAUGCAGGGCCUCAGCCCACAGAACGCCAAGGACUUUGUACAAGUGGUCAGGAAGAUUCCUUACCUAGGUUUCUGUGCGGCUGAGGAGAUGGGGGAGACGGGGGUGUGGCAGCUGGUGGACCCGCCCAUCCUUCCAUUAACCCACGGGCCCAAUCACAGCUUCAAUUGGAGGGAGACGCUACAGCAGGACUGAGGAAUUCCUGCCCACGCCCCCACCUCCCAGCAGCCCAGAGAGACACUGCUGAGCUAAGACGGAUGCAGCUAACGCAAGCGCAAAGCAAACAUUUCCUCUGCUAUCUAACUAGCGCGGUAAACGUACACACACACACACACAUCGCUAUCAAAACCAGACCAAAAAUGCCACGCCUUCCAUCGCAUAUGCUGUGUAAAACACACUCAUUGAAUGAGUCUAUAUACACUGAGGGUACAAAACAUUAGGAAUGCCUUCCUAGUAUUGAGUUGAACAGCCUCAAUUCGUUGGGGCGUGGACUCUACCAGAUGUCGAAAGCGUUCCACAGGGAUGCUGGCCCAUGUUGAUUCCUAUGCUUCCCACAGUUGUGUCAAGUUGGCUGGAUGUCCUUUGGCUGGUGGACCAAUGGUUGAUACACACGGCAAACUAUUGAGCAUGAAAAACCCAGCAGCGUUGCAGUUCUUUACACACUCAAACCGGAGCGCCUGGCACUUGCAACCAUACCUCGUUCAAAGGCACUUCAAUAUUUUGUCUUGCCCAUUCACCCUCUGAAUGGCACACAUACAUAAUCCAUGUCUCAAGGCUUAAAAAUCCUUCUUUAACCUGUGUCCUCCCCUUCGUCUACACUGAUUGAAGUGGAUUUAACAGGUGUCAUCAAUAAGGGAUCAUAGCUUUCACCUGGAUUCACCUGGUCAGUUUGUCAUGGAAAGAGCAGGCGUACCUAAUAUGUUGUACAAUCAGUGUAUAUUGCAGCAUUGAGAUAUAUAUAAACACUACCGUUCUAAAGUUUGGGGUCACUUAGAAAUGUCGGUGUUUUUGAAAGAAAAGCGCUUUCCCCCCCAUUUCAAAUAACAUCAAAUUGAUCAGAAAUACAGUGUAGACAUUGUUAAUGUUGUAAAUGACUAUUGUAGCUGGAAACGGCAGCUUUUUUUUAUUUUAUGGAAUAUCUCCAUAGGUGUACAGAGGCCCAUUAUCAGCAACCAUCACUCCUGUGUUUCAAUGGCACAUUGUGUUGGCUAAUCCAAGUUUAUUAUUUGAAAAGGCUAAUUGAUCAUUAGAAAACCCUUUUGCAAUUAUGUUAGCAUAGCUGACAACUGUUGUACUGAUUAAAGAAGCAAUAAAAUUGACCGCCUUCAGACUAGUUGCGUAUCUGGAGCAUCAGCAUUUGUGGGCUCGAUUACAGGCUUAAAAUGGCCAGAAACAAAGAACUUCUUCUGAAACUUGUCAGUCUAUUCUUGUUCUGAGAAAUUAAGGCUAUUCCAUGCGAGAAACUGCCAAGAAACUGAAGAUCUCGUACAAUGCUAUGAACUACUCCCUUCACAGAACAGCGCAAACUGGCCCUAACCAGAAUAGAAAGAGGGGUGGGAGGUCCCGGUGUACAACUGAGCAAGAGGACAAGUAUAUUAGAGUGUCUAGUUUGAGAAACAGACGCCUCACAAGUCCUCAACUGGCAGCUUCAUUAAAUUAUACCCGCAAAACACUCCGGGAUGCUGGCCUUCUAGGCGGAGUUCCUCUGUCCAGUGUCUGUGUUCCUUUUCCCAUCUUAAUCUUUAUUUUAUUGGCCAGUCUGAGAUAUGGCUUUUUCUUUGCAACUCUGCUUAGAAGGCCAGCAUCCCAGAGUCACCUCUUCACUGUUGACGUUGAGACUGGUGUUUUGCAGGUAUAAUUUAAUGAAGCUGCCAGUUGAGGACUUGUUUGAGAAACAGACGCCUCACUAGACACUCUAAUAUACUUGUCCUCUUGCUCAGUUGUACACCGGGACCUCCCACUCCUCUUUCUAUUCUGGUUAGAGCCAGUUUGCGCUGUUCUGUGAAGGGAGUAGUUCAUAGCGUUGUACGAGAUCUUCAGUUUCUUUGCAAUUUCUCGCAUGGAAUAGACUGUAAUUCCUGUAAUUGAACCCACAAAUGCUGAUGCUCCAGAUACUCAACUAGUCUAAAGAAGGACAGUUUUAUUGCUUCUUUAAUCAGAACAACAGUUGUCAGCUGUGCUAACAUAAUUGCAAAAUGGUUUUCUAAUGAUCAAUUAGCCUUUUUAAAAUUAGAAACUUGGAUUAGCUAACACAAUGUGCCGUUGGAACACAGGAGCGAUGGUUGCUGGUAAUGGGCCUUUGUACACCUAUGUAGAUAUUCCAUAAAAAAAUCUGCUGUUUCCAGCUACAAUAGUCAUUUACAACAUUAACAAGGUUUACACUGUAUUUCUGAUCAAUUUGAUGUUAUACUAUAUUUUGAACGGUAGUGUAUAUUUAUAGAAUAUAUUGGUAUGUAUUGAAGAUGUAUGCUUUAAUGCACUAUUUGUGAAUGGGGAGGUGUGUGUAUUGGCCAGAGCACAAAGGACAGGAGCAGGGUAGCAAAAUCUCUGCAAGUUGCCCUUUCCCCUCCCUUCCCUAUGCCUCACUGAAUGGGGAGAGCGCUUCGUGACAACGUGUCAUAUUUCAGAGCAGUUGUUGGUGGCUAACAAACUUAGGUUGGGUCGUGUCAUGAGAAGGGGAUGUUUCAGACAGUGCUGCCUGGGGCCUCUACCCAGCCGACGCUUUGGUGCCACCUUUUUCUUUUUUUAAACAUGGCCGCUUUCUCAUACACUGUGACGAGAAGAGACCUGCACACGAAACCCCUUGUCUGCUAGAAUCUUCCAUGGCUCUGAAAAUGUGACGUUCAAUGUACUCAGUCAUUUCACCCGCUGCAUAAACCCUCCUCAAAAAGCACAAAUCUAGGCCUGAAUCUUGACAAUCAGAUGAGAGCUGUCACUUUUAGCUUUAGGGUCGAGACGGCUAGGUCAACCCUCCAACCAUCCCUCAGCAACUCCAACCUAGCCGUUAAACGCUUAGUUUAAAGACGUUUGUUUGGAAAGGGUUAAACGUUCACGCUUUUAACAUUUAUUUGUUUUUGUUUUUUACAUUUGUGCAGCGCACAUGCUGUUAAAUGACAAAAGUGUUCAUGUUUGUUAGCACAACUAAGAAAAUGACAUGCAGGUAUGUCCAACCAAUGAAGGCAGAGGGACGAUGUCACGAGCAGUUCUACAUAUCAACCAGUACCACGUGUUUUGGGACAGCUAGCUACUGCACAUGAGACACCUAGGAUGUAGCCAACCAACCAACUACUCUUGCCGUCUGAAUUAUGAUUUUUAUCAAGGUGGAACAGAAAUGGAGAUGGUUGACAGUCAUCGUAGAUGUCUUGAGAAGAAUCGUUCGAUCCUAAGGAUCCUUCUCAGAACCUGUUAUAAGCAGUGUUGUGUUAAAAAGCACCAGCAUAUUUUCAGACUUUUUUUCUUCCUCAAUGUAUGUCUGCUUUCCUUUUCCUUAUAUAGUGACCUAUGAGUGGAGACCUGGUAAAUGUGCAAUGUAACCCAUACAGCCUCCCCCUACUCCGCCCCAAAUGUCACUUUUGCUCAAACCGCAGACUAAACAGUACAUUAAACCAUCAACAUUGAGAUGCUGACUCUGUAAGGACUUAUUAUUAAUCUAUUGCCGAUAUCACUUAAAAAUGUGUUUUGCCAUGAUGAUCAGUCAUAUCACAAAUAUGUCUUCAUUUGAGGCCAACUGUGUUUCGGUCUCUCUGCAAAGAUGACCAAAGUAAUAACUUGUCUCUUUCUUUCACAACCUGAUAAGUCAUUAGUAACCAUCUACAGUAUAACAAAGCAUUGUGCUUGCCACAACAUGGCUGCAAACACAAUAUGCUGGCAGAAGUGGGAAAAGGUGAUCUUAUAAAUUAAAACAAUGCUUGUCACGCUCCCCCCUCUCUCUCUCGCUUCUGUCUCUUCCUCUCACUCUCACUGUUUCUCUCUCUCUCCUCUUUACUGUGCUCUAUGCCAUUUCUUUGCACAGAGCACAGAAAGCUCUUCUCAGGACUCUCCCAUUGUCUGUGUUUAGUCAGUGAUAUGUUUGCUAGAUUAGAAAGUUAUUUGAAUAUGUUGAAAGAUUGGAUAUUUAAGUUUAUUUUAAAUGUACGUGAUUGCCUAUAUGAACAGGGGCAUCACUAUUAUUGAAAAAAAAAGGAUAUCAUGAUAUGGUUGUCAAAUGUAUGUACGAUAUAUAUACAACAGCCUUCAAAUGAUAAUGUAUGAAACCAUUCAUUUAUAUUGUAAAGGAGUGAAUGCAUUAUUGAAUGAGUGAAGAAAACGUAUUAUUGGUUAGAAGAAGUUACAGAUACUUUUUUCCGUGCUGAGUUUAUUCCCUUUACUUGGUUUUGCAACUUCACUUUACUCUCACACUGUUUCGUCCAUCCUACUUGAGUUGGCAGUACUCCAUCUAUUUAAGUCGUCAGUACUCUACACAGUCGAGUCUUCCCACAUUACCGUUAACUUGUUUUGUUGUCAUUUAAUGGGGGAAAAUUAGUUCAUAUUAAUAAUAACCACCUCCUCUGCGCUGAGCCAAAUUGCUCUCACUAUUUCCACAAGUGCUCUCCAUGCAAAAAGGGGAAAUAAAACAAGCUCAAACUAUACAUGAAAAAAAUCCUGUUAAACUGUUAUGUAUUUAUUGUUUUAAGAUGUAUGCAUUACACAGUGUUCCAGAAGAUUGUGUAUUAUAUUUUGUUGCAAAUGACUGCCUCUGUAAUGAUAAGGAUUGUGAAAAUGACAGUGAUCAUGAACUGCUUAAGAAAUAUAAAAAUGAUUUGCAAAUGUUU